GGGGUGUUGGUUUUAAGCGGCAGCUGGGGUUGUAUAUAUGUCAAAUGCCCUAUGAGAGAAGUAGAGUUUUCCUGUAACGCGUUGGCUGUUUGUCUUUCCUUCCAUCUCUUUCAUUUGUUCAAGACUUUACUGUAGCUCCCAAAACCAGAUAUGACUUUCUACAGACACUCAGGUCCCCGCAGCUAUCUGAGCUCCACUAUGACCGAGCGCUUUGACUGUUUCUACUGCAGAGACAACCUGCAGGGCAAGAAGUACGUCAACAAAGAGGACAAGCACGUGUGUGUGCGCUGCUUCGAGAAACUCUGCGCCAACACGUGCGCUGAGUGCCGCAAGCCCAUAGGUGUCGAUGCAAAGGAGUUGACCCAUAAGAACCGUCACUGGCAUGAGGGCUGCUUCCGAUGCGCCAAGUGCUACAAGGCGUUGGCCAACGAGUCCUUUGCUGCCAAAGAUGAUGGCAAGAUCAUGUGCGAGAAGUGCGGUGCCCGCGAGGACUCUGCCCGCUGCCAGGGCUGCUACAAACUGAUCACGCCGGGUUCUCAGAAUGUGGAAUACAAGCAUAAAGUCUGGCACGAAGAGUGUUUCGUCUGCUUUGAAUGCAAGCAGCCGAUCCGCAGCAAGAGCUUCAUGGCUAAAGGUGAUGAGUUGUACUGCGCUCCCUGCCACGAGAAGAAAUUUGCCAAGAACUGUUUCGGCUGUAAAGAGCCCAUUACCUCGGGUGGGAUCAGCUAUCAGGACAAGCCCUGGCACUCUGAGUGCUUCGUGUGCCACACAUGCAAGAAGCAACUGGGUGGGGCUCGUUUCACAGCCCAUGAAGAUGUGUUCUACUGUGUGGACUGCUACAAGAGUGAUGUGGCUAAAAAGUGCUCUGGAUGCCAGAAUCCCAUUACAGGAUUUGGUAGAGGGACCAAUAUGGUGAACUAUGAGGACAAGUCCUGGCAUGAAUAUUGCUUUAACUGCAAAAAAUGCUCUCUGUCGCUGGCCCACAAGCGCUUUGUCAUCAACGGAGAGAAUAUCUACUGCCCUGACUGUGCCAAAAAACUGUGAGGGCGUAAAUGAAAGGUUAUUACGACUGAGUAACAAAAGCAACUAAGAUAGAAAUGAUGAAAUGGGCAAAGAUGCUUCUCAUGUAGUACAGCUUUAGGUGUUUCUCUGAACAGAAGACCAGUGAGGAUGUUUUGGCUGAUAAAUCACUGGAGGGUUGAGAUUAUUUUUGUUAAAAGCUUUAAACAGAUAGUGAGUGCUUAGUGAAGGGUUUUUCUUAUGCAAAACAUUUGCUAACAGCAAUUAUAAAUGCUUUAGCAGGAUUAAGAAACCUAAAAAUGUUUUGACCAGUUAUUGCAAAGCUUUGGUAAAAUUAUAAACUGUGGAAAAACAGCCUGUAUCUUAGUAAAUAGCUUCAUGUUUUUUGUUGAAA
Molecule: messenger RNA, 1414 nt
Organism: Triplophysa rosa
Lineage: Eukaryota; Metazoa; Chordata; Actinopteri; Cypriniformes; Nemacheilidae
Gene: fhl1a
Product: four and a half LIM domains 1a
Exons: 6
Coding region: 151-1044 (297 amino acids)
Biological process (GO): muscle organ development
Molecular function (GO): transmembrane transporter binding
Source: RefSeq, a predicted model, not a curated record